AUGAAGAAUUUUAAGGACUUUCCAAAAAUAUCAAGAUCUAAAUUAAAUUAGAUUAUGAUAGACAUGUACACAGCUUUGAAAGAUUUGAGAUUUAUAAAAUAAGCCAAAAAAAAUCAGUGUUUAAAAGUAGAAAUGACAACUCCAGAUGGUUAAGGAAUAAAAAAUACUGUAUUUAUUCUAGUUCUACACUCUUAAAAAGAUUACUAAUAUAUUCAGAGUAAACUUAAUUUAAUACUCACAAUGUUAUCAAAGUUCAAAUCCUCACUUGUCAAACACACAGAUUUAUAAGAAGAUUAUAACAACUAUGAUCCUUGA
This is a messenger RNA of Paramecium tetraurelia, 315 nucleotides long. RefSeq lists its product as uncharacterized. NCBI's taxonomy places the organism in Eukaryota, Ciliophora, Oligohymenophorea, Peniculida, Parameciidae. The transcript has a single exon. The record is from RefSeq and is a predicted model, not a curated record.